AUGGCUGUUUCAGUUGAUCCUAGCUUACCGCCUCCUAUCACCUUGAUCACUUUGUUCACUUUGAGUGCCACUGUUCUUCGAGCUUGUCGAGCAGACGCCAUUAAUCCUUCCGUCAGUUGUCCACAUCGUUCUAGAAUCUCCCAGUGGUUUCUUCGUUCACAUGGGACACAAAGGGCAUUGAAUGUUUUGAAGGACUUUGUGGAAAUGUCUGACCAUGGUGCCAGCGGUCUUCCUGUAAUGCGGUUAAGAUCACGUGGAAUCCCGUCGCUUAUAGCUCUGGUCCAACGGUUGUAG
Molecule: messenger RNA, 294 nt
Organism: Necator americanus (New World hookworm)
Lineage: Eukaryota; Metazoa; Nematoda; Chromadorea; Rhabditida; Ancylostomatidae
Exons: 1
Coding region: 1-294 (97 amino acids)
Source: RefSeq, a predicted model, not a curated record